Myotis davidii is the source of this 928-nucleotide messenger RNA. RefSeq names its product signal recognition particle 19kDa (gene SRP19). Gene Ontology annotation, cellular component: signal recognition particle, endoplasmic reticulum targeting. The record is from RefSeq and is a predicted model, not a curated record. The transcript has 5 exons. Gene Ontology annotation, molecular function: 7S RNA binding. Bases 89 to 523 code for a protein of 144 amino acids. Gene Ontology annotation, biological process: SRP-dependent cotranslational protein targeting to membrane; SRP-dependent cotranslational protein targeting to membrane, signal sequence recognition. Lineage: Eukaryota; Metazoa; Chordata; Mammalia; Chiroptera; Vespertilionidae.
GGGGCAGGACUUCCGCCGGAAAUAGGGCGGUCUGGGAAAUCUCAGAGCGGAGUUCCGGCGGGUCUCACCCCAGUGGGCACGGGCGGAGAUGGCUUGCGCCGCGGCGCGGUCCCCGGCCGACCAGGACAGGUUUAUUUGUAUAUACCCUGCCUAUUUAAAUAACAAGAAGACCAUCGCGGAGGGCAGGCGAAUCCCCAUAAGCAAGGCUGUUGAAAAUCCUACAGCUACAGAGAUUCAAGAUGUGUGCUCAGCAGUUGGACUUAAUGCAUUUCUUGAGAAAAACAAAAUGUACUCCAGAGAGUGGAAUCGUGAUGCUCAGUACAGGGGCAGAGUCCGCGUUCAACUCAAACAGGAAGAUGGCAGCCUCUGUCUUGUACAAUUCCCAUCACGUAAGUCAGUAAUGUUGUAUGCAGCGGAAAUGAUUCCUAAGCUAAAAACAAGGACACAAAAAACAGGAGGUAGUGACCAAACUCUUCAGCAAGGAGAGGGAAGUAAAAAAGGGAAAGGAAAGAAGAAGAAGUGACCUGGCAAGACAACCAAGUCUGACAUACUACUGUAAGAGACAUGGAUGGAGGUUUCUGAUUUGUAUCUGAGAGAAACUGAAGCUUUUUGUUUGUAUCAUUUAACUGAACUAUGAACAUUUGUGCCUCCCAGCUUUAGCAUGAGAGUUGACAAUGAAAUAAAUUUACAUCAGAAGUUUGCAUCUAGCUCUUACGCAGUAUUAAAUAAAUUUUUUUUUGCCUUUCAGUGCAGUUUUUGUGGAAGAAAGAAGUUUAUUUUUAAAUGGACAAUGGCCUCUACCAUAAGUUACUUGAAAUUCUGUAUCUGUGCUCUAUGUAAAAAUAUUCAGACAAAUGAGUUUAAUAAGAUUUGAAACAUACUGUUCACCUUUUAAGCUAAUGAAAUAAAAUUCAAAACUGACUGUGUA